AUGGCGACGCGUGGAAACUUGAGCGACUAUCGCUCUCCAUCGCACGACACCCUUCGAAAUGGUAUGCCCUCUCCGCGUAUUCAACACUUUGCUGGCGAGGUGCCUCCUGCGCUUUCUCCGCUUGAUGCAUUCGCCGCUCAGGGUCGUCUCCUGGCUCGACAAUUAGAUGAGUCGCGACAAAUGGACCGACGCAUGAGUCGAUUGCCCCCGUCCAGUGUCGCUCGGUCGCUAUCUCGAGGCCGACCCAACUUCUUCCGCAGCCCUGCGAGUGAGUCUCAUGCCGACGGUUUGGCGCGACGAAAUACUACGAAACAAAACUUCGAGGUGGAAGAGCCGAAAUAUCGACCAGUCUCGGAACACCCCCGUUUUAGCUCGAUGAGCCAGGCGAGUAGCAUCUCCAACAUUUCCAAUGCGGAUUACGACGAAGACGACACCACUCCGCGGACCACAAUGAUCAGCGUGAAGCCGGUUAACUAUGUCAGUGGAGAAUCGUUCGAGGAGGAGAGUACCCCGGUUGGCAUGGCAUUCACCGACCCGUCACACCCGUUUGAGGACUCAUCGCGACUUCAUGUGCCGCAGAAAAUGGUCUCGCCGAUGCCACCAAAUUCACGGCCCUCCAGCAGUGCCCAGGUUAGACAUGAGAGCUGUUCAGAUGACGAUAAUAGCAGCUCGAACGCCGGAUCAACCUUCUCCAAGCCGCGGAAGCUGUCCUCCGGCAGUGCGGCGUCAGUUCCGUACUCCCCCAUGUCAUAUCCUGUUCGUCAGCACCCUCGUUCGCCGUCUAUCAGCUCGGAAACGUCAAACAGCUACCUCGCCCGGCCAUCAUUCAACUUCUCUCGGCCGUUGAGUCGAUCCAGCACUAGUCUCUCCGCCCCUGGAGCGCCCGAGUCGCAUGCACCACCACCGGCCGCGCCACGCCAUCAGCCUCAUACGAUGCAUCGGGCGAGUCGGCCUACACCAAUUCUUCUACCUCUAGCCACAGAGGAGGCGGCAGCUACGGUGCCGGCUGAAGGCGAUCCCUCUUCCGCGGUAUCUUCAUAUGUGUACGCCAAGUACGACCUACCCCGGGGACGUAUGGUAUCUCGAGAUUCAGUGGUCUUUGCCGGCUUGCAAACACCACAUUUCGAAUGGCAGGAGCCGUUGUUUGAGAACUCUCCACCGCGGGUAUCAGGUGAGCACCCGCGCUCAGCUCGCACUCCGCCGCCAUCAAAUCGCAUCUUGGACUAUUCACCGAAACCCCACUCGAUGCACGAAGUUCCAGUCCCUACUCAUGUUCCCGAACCAGUACCUGUCCCAUCACUCACUCCAGAACGGGGCCGGGAACUGCGAAAAGCUCGAACUGUUUCGCCCUCAUCUCCAAAUUCCAGUCUUGCUCCGGCCAUGACUUCUCUCGCCCCGGCAUUGACUACUCCAGAGCGACCCUCUCGCCCAUCCACCGAGUCCACACGGUCUACAAAAUCUACACCACCCCCACAGAAGGCGAAUGUCAAGACCGACACGGUUCAGCCCGAUCAUGUCAAGUCGGACAAUGUCAAACCGGAAAAUGUCAAACCGGAAAAUGUCAAACCGGAAAAUGUCAAACCGGAAAAUGUCAAACCGGAAAAUGUCAAACUGGAAAAUGUCAAACCGGACAAUAUCAAACCAGACAAUAUCAAACCCGACAACACUUCUUCUACAGAUGUGGCAAAAUCAUUGCGUUCGCAAACUGGCAGCUCCCAUGGAACACCCGCCACACUCUCCGCUGACGAUCAUGUCACUCAAGGCAUUGAACUACACGAAAAAGGAUCGUUAAGCGAGUCAACCUAUCACCUCCGAAUCGCUGCGAAGCAGAGCCAUCCGACGGGAAUGCUGAUGUAUGCAUUGGCUUGCCGCCAUGGUUGGGGUAUGCGGCCGAAUCAGCAGGAGGGUGUUCGGUGGUUACGCAAGGCUGUGGAUUCAGUCGGAUUGGAAAUGCUUGCUAAUCCAGAUGCCCCCGGCGCAUCCAAAGCGAAGGAACUGCAUAAGGCUUACCGGGCGCAGUUUGCCCUGAGCAUCUACGAACUGGGUGUCAGCUACUUGAAUGGCUGGGGUAUCGACCAGAACAAACCCCUUGCUCUGCGGUGCUUUGAGAUCGCCAGUCAAUGGGGUGAUGUCGACGCAAUGGCCGAAGCUGGUUAUUGUUAUGCGGAAGGUAUUGGCACCAAGAAGGACAUGAAGAAAGCGGCACACUUCUAUCGUGAUGCCGAGUCUCAUGGUAUGAGUAUGGUCGGCACAAGCUGGAUCUACAAAGACAAAUACAUGGGAGACGAUUCCAAAGACUCCAAAGAGCCCAAGGAGUCCCGAAAAACUCGAACACGCGGGCGAACAGUGAGCGGCGACAAGAAACCUCGCAGUAAAUCACGAACUCGCAGCAUGUUCCAACGGAAGAAGUCUGUGGUUGAUAACUAA
This is a messenger RNA of Penicillium taxi, 2427 nucleotides long. RefSeq names its product tetratricopeptide repeat protein. The record is from RefSeq and is a predicted model, not a curated record. The transcript has 2 exons. Lineage: Eukaryota; Fungi; Ascomycota; Eurotiomycetes; Eurotiales; Aspergillaceae. Gene Ontology annotation, molecular function: protein binding. The coding region runs from base 1 to 2427 and encodes 808 amino acids.